UCGUAGUGGGGUUUGGUUCAUUGUCUAGACCCCUGUCGCCUGCAGGGUUAGUCUCAGCCACAUGCCACAUGCCUGUGGCGUAUGCCGCGGGAGUGUGCGGCAAGAUCAGUGGCUGUUGAGCCGAUGACAUGCUCGGCGACUUUUGCGAUGGAUUGCUAAUCACCUUCAAUUCACCACCACCACACAUACAGCCAGCAUGUCUUCAGGUAAGCUUCUGGGCUAGACGAUGGUAUGCAUGCGACGCAGAAGGGCUAAUUGAUGGGAUUGUAGCACCACCGACCGCCGCCAACAUGGGCUCAGACCUCAAGGACACCGCUGCGCCGGCGAAAGUCAAGCCAUGCUGUGUCUGCACCGAUCAAAAGGCCAAGCGCGACGAAUGCAUGCUCUUCUCCACAUCGAACGACCCCCAAAAAGAGUGCUUCACUCUAGUCGACGAUUACAAGAGAUGUAUGGCUGGAUAUGGCUUCAAGAUAUAACACAUUGGGCAACGUUAGUGUAUACGACAUGUACAACACAAAUGCAUAUGGGUGGCGUUGCGCACUAGAGGCUUUUCUGUAUUCGCUGUACAAUAUU
Messenger RNA from Alternaria alternata, 573 nucleotides. RefSeq lists its product as hypothetical. The coding region runs from base 129 to 476 and encodes 115 amino acids. The record is from RefSeq and is a predicted model, not a curated record. Gene Ontology annotation, cellular component: mitochondrial intermembrane space. Gene Ontology annotation, molecular function: copper ion binding; copper chaperone activity. The transcript has 2 exons. Gene Ontology annotation, biological process: mitochondrial respiratory chain complex IV assembly. Lineage: Eukaryota; Fungi; Ascomycota; Dothideomycetes; Pleosporales; Pleosporaceae.